Messenger RNA from Hibiscus syriacus, 726 nucleotides. Its product is annotated as 3-oxoacyl-[acyl-carrier-protein] synthase I, chloroplastic-like. Bases 1 to 726 code for a protein of 241 amino acids. Gene Ontology annotation, molecular function: 3-oxoacyl-[acyl-carrier-protein] synthase activity. The record is from RefSeq and is a predicted model, not a curated record. Lineage: Eukaryota; Viridiplantae; Streptophyta; Magnoliopsida; Malvales; Malvaceae. Gene Ontology annotation, biological process: fatty acid biosynthetic process. The transcript has 7 exons.
AUGGAAGUGGAAGGAAAUAUAGAUGUAUUGGUGAAAAAAGUUGAGGUGUUGAGUGGUGAAGUUAAUCUGUUUACGGGUGGAAAAAUUGAUGGAGUUGUCAAGGAGGUUGUGGAAAUAAGGAGUGAACUUUCGGGGGUGAAGGAGGCGUUGGACAACAACGGUGAUGUUGAGGGUAUUGCGAGCUUUUGGGGUGCCAUGUUGCCUAACUAUAUGAAAUUCACCAACUGUGAGAAGAGUGUCAAGGAUGUCAGAUUAGAUCUAGAGAGGGAGGACAAUGAAGACGACAAACCAAUGGGAGAUGGGGGAGGAGACGUAAUGAUGGAAGAAGCUGCAGAAGCUCCAGAAGCUCAAGUUGGACAGGAUGUCACAAUUACGACAGUUAUGGAAUACAUGGGAUUACAUGGAGCUGUUAAUUGUGAUGCUUAUCAUAUGACUGAUCCAAGGGCCGAUGGUCUUGGGGUGUGUUCGUGCAUUGAGAGAAGGCUUGAAGACGCAGGUGUAUACCCUGAGGAGGUUAAUUACAUCCAUGCACAUGCAACUUCUACUCUAGCCGGUGACCUAGCUGAGAUAAAUGCUAUCAAGAAGAUAUUCAAGAAUACAUCAGACAUCAAAAUCAAUUCAACGAAGUCUAUGACCGGUCAUUGUCUGGUUGCAGCUGGUGGUUUAGAAGCCAUUGCCACUGUGAAAGCCAUUAUCACAGGAUUGAAACCUCCCAAUCCCGAGUGA